AUGCAGAAGCCCUGGUGGGAUCUCUUCCUUGCAGUGCUCGCCCAUGUCUCAGGUUCCCUGGUCCAGGCAGCGCUGACUCAGACGCCCCCCUCGGUGUCAGCCGACGUGGGAGGAACCGUCAAGAUCACCUGCACCGGUGGUAGCAGCAGCUAUGAAUAUGCUGUUUGGUACCAGCAGAAGGUUCCUGGCACUGCCCCUGUCACUGUGAUCUACGAUGGCAGCAAGAGACCCUCGGGCAUCCCUUCGCGAUUCUCCGGCUCCACGUCCACGUUAACCAUCACUGGGGUCCAAGCGGAGGACGAGGCCGUCUAUUACUGUGGUGGCUGGGACGGCAGCAGUGAUGCUGGUGUAGUGAUACAGAGUGGUUCCCUGGUCCAGGCAGCGCUGACUCAGACGCCCCCCUCGGUGUCAGCCGACGUGGGAGGAACUGUCAAGAUCACCUGCUCCGGGUUUAGCAGCAGCAGUGGUGUUGGCUGGUACCAGCAGAAGGAACCUGGCACUGCCCCUGUCACUGUGAUCUACAACAGCAACAACAGACCCUCGGGCAUCCCUUCGCGAUUCUCCGGAUCCAAGUCCGGCAACACGGGCACAUUAACCAUCACUGGGGUCCAAGCGGAGGACGAGGCCUUCUAUUACUGUGGUGGCGACGACGGCAGCUAUAAGGUGACACAGAGCAAUGGGGAAGUGAUACGGAAACCUCCUGCCACCACAGAGGGCAGAUAG
Messenger RNA from Chroicocephalus ridibundus (black-headed gull), 723 nucleotides. Its product is annotated as immunoglobulin lambda-1 light chain-like. The coding region runs from base 1 to 723 and encodes 240 amino acids. NCBI's taxonomy places the organism in Eukaryota, Metazoa, Chordata, Aves, Charadriiformes, Laridae. The transcript has 4 exons. Gene Ontology annotation, biological process: immune response; immunoglobulin production. The record is from RefSeq and is a predicted model, not a curated record.